This is a messenger RNA of Chironomus riparius, 3579 nucleotides long. The record is from the annotation of a GenBank genome assembly. Lineage: Eukaryota; Metazoa; Arthropoda; Insecta; Diptera; Chironomidae.
CUCUGGACUUAUAACCCAGCAUCCAUAUUGAUUAGAGGUUUCAUGUUUGAAUAUUAAUAUGCUUAUCAUAAGAUCCAGAGCUCGAAGUUGACUCGAGUUGACUCGAAGUCGACCCGAAAAAAAUGAAGUCAACUCGGUUUUGAGUCGAGUCGAGUCAACUCAAAAGAAAGUAUUUUUGAAUUAAUUAAUUUUCGGUUUACAACAUUGGGUUUGAGCAGUUAUACCGUCUAAUAUUAUAAUCUACAAUAUAAUUUAAGAUAAGAGGAUUAUAUCAAGAGCAACAGGCAAAAAUCACAAUUCAUUUUGUAGAUAAAUGCUCAUACUAUACUCUUACUAAAUUAAAUUAUUUUUUCUUGUUCCAAAAACAAGCUUUAGUUAUUUUUUUGAUUAUCGAAAUAUUUUUUUUUUAAUUUAUCGCCUCUCAAACUUGUGGGGUUACUCAUAAGUAAUAUGUCAUGAAGCUAUGCGAUUUAAUACUCUCCACUGCUUCUAGGUAUCAUUUGUAAGCGACCUUAAUAAUUAAUAUAACAUUUUGUACGUGUUGCAGUUUUCAAGACCAAAGUGAACAAAUUGUGUAGUUCUAUCAAACUGUUGAAAUAAAUAUAUUGAAAGUUAACUGUCUAAAACAAGAAUAAAAUGUUUUUCAAAAUCCAAGAAAUUUGGCAAAUUUAAUUCUUAACUGAUAACUUACGAUACCAAGAAUAAAAGAAGCAAACAUCAAUAAGGUAUAAUUUAGCAUGAUACGCUUUCGAAAAAACACAAUAAAAACGAGAAAAUUAUUAAGAGUUUGUUAAAGAUGCACAAUAGUGGUAAAUCAACGAUACCGUCAAUGGAACAGAGAAAAUCCCAAAUAAAUUUACUCAAUUUUAUGGAUCAAGAAAAGCAACGACGAGAUAGUAAAGAAUUUCUUUUUCCGGAUGAUAAUUUAUUACACAAGAGACGACCAUCAGCCCACGAUCAUAGUGCUACACAGAGUGAGGAUGAUGAAAGUGCUGGUUCAUUUGAGUCAUAUAUGGUGAUAGAAUUUGAUAAAAAUAUCAAAAGAGAUGCCCUUCACUGGAUCAUUGACAAAAUAAGGAUGAGAAAAUCUGAUGGAGGCGCCCAAUUGUUGAUUCGACGAGAGCCUUGCCAGAGCAAAGAAAAAGGUUUGAUUAUACACAUAUCAGCAUCAAAGCUACGCCUUUUGGAACUAGCAGAUGAAAUUGGCUUCACUAAACCAACCCGCAACGGAAUGAGAAAUUUCAAUAUUGGAUGUCUCGACGAUUUUUUAUUCGAUAACAUGACAAUGGAUGACAUUUUGACACCAGCAGAUAAGCAAUUUGUGAUAAAAUAUGCAUUGGAAAAUAUCAAGGCGCAAGCAGAUGAGCGACAAUUACCAGGAUAUGCAGCUGUUUCACUUUACCAUGGACAAUCAAUCAUUCAUGCUGCAAUGUCUGAAGAAUUGAUUGUCAACAUGUUUACGUUACAUGACAAAGAAUUUAUGAAACGCAUAGGUACGGAAUGGUGGAAUUUAAGGAAAAUGUUUUACAAUCAACCAAUUGAGAAAAUUCGAAAAUAUUUUGGUGAUGCCAUCGGUUUCUAUUUUUCAUUUGUUGGUUUCUAUACUUCCGCAUUAGUAAUACCAACAAUCCUAGGAAUUCUUCAAUUUCUUUUUGGAGAUGGUGAAACUACGCCAUAUUUUUGUUGCCUUUAUGUCGUGUGGAUGGCAGUUUUUCUCGAAAUAUGGAAAAGAAAAUGCUCAGCAAUGGCAUAUAAAUGGGGAACAUUAUCGUUAGCAACAAUUGAGUUGCCACGACCAGAUUAUUAUGGUAAAUUAGGACGUGAUCCUAUCACAGGAAAACUGACGCCACAAUACCCGCAAUGGAAAACAAUGACUCAAGUUUAUUUAAUAUCUGUGCCUGUAAUUCUAUUGUGCAUCGGUGGAGCUGCUUUCAUGACAAUCUCACAGUUUUGGUUUGAGGAUUAUUUGAUUGAAAAAUUUGGCUACGAAUCAUACAUCACCAUGAUACCAUCUAUCUUUCAAUCAAUCUUUGUUGCUAUAUUGACUGUUUUCUACGAUCGCUUUGCAACUUUUUUGACCGUGAAGGAAAAUCAUCGCACACAAAAUCAAUAUGAACGACACCGUGUAAACAAAUUGAUUGUCCUAGAAUUCGUCAACAACUUCUUUUGUCUCUUUUAUAUUGCAUUUGUUAAACGUGAUAUGAAAAUGCUUCAGAAUCAGCUCAUGACACAAAUGCUCAUUCUGCAGUUCGUUCAAAACGCCCAAGAAUUCUUGCUUCCGAAAUUAAAGCAGAAAUAUGUGCUAUGGUUUUGUUGUGAUGGUGGAAUAUUUAAUAAACAUAACGAUGACAACGAAAUUGAUACCAAAAGACUGACAGAAGUAUAUGAUGAUUUAAAUAUUCAACAAUUGGAUGAUGAUGAUCCGAGAAUCAAACAGAAUAUACGUGAGAGUGCAAAAGAUGAGUACAACACCUAUGAUGAUUAUUUAGAGCUAUACAUCCAAUUUGGUUAUGUAGUUCUUUUUUCCUCAGUAGCACCGUUCGCUGCAUUCUGGGCAUUAUUCAAUAAUUUUUUUGAAAUCCGACUUGACGCUUACAAGCUAUGCAAGACCUUUAGGCGUCCGUUUGCAAGGCGAGCAAAGAAUACUGGUGCUUGGCAACUCGCAUUCGAAGUACUCGCAUGCCUAUCAAUCAUGAGCAAUUGUGGCAUUCUCUAUUUAUCACCGCAAGUGAGGGAAAUAACUGAAGGAAUGUCAACGGAACUAAAAGUGAUCAUUAUAGUGGCGUUAGAACAUUUCCUUUUAUUGCUAGCAUGGAUUAUCCAUAAAGGAAUUCCAGAUCGACCAAGUUGGGUGAGAAUUGCCUUAGCCCGUAAUGAUUAUGAAUCAAAACAAGCGCUCAAACGUGAGGUAAACUAUAAACCGACUAUUAUUAUAUGUCAAAUUUUAUUAACUGUGGUUUUAUAUGUUUCCUUACCAAAAUAUAUUGUUUAUUUAGAGUAGUUCCAAAAAACACUAACCAAAGGUUUAAAAAAAUUUGUGAGCGGGCUCAAACAGUAUUAAUAUGGUGUUGUCGUACAAUUUUUUUGCUUAAUUAUUUGUUGCCAUUUAUUGCAUAUAGGAAGAUUUUUUAUCGCACGCUGUAAAAAAAUGUUUAUCAUGCACAUACACACUCAGGAAAAAUUCAUUAAAAACUUUCCCAUAUGUAUUGUAAAUUUUAUUAUAGGACUAAAAGUGAUGCCCAUGCGAUGCCAAAAUAUGUUAUGCCAGUUAGUCAGCUUUUAUAUAGAUUUGCUUGCAUCCCCAUUACAUCAAUUUCUUCAAAGUUUAUAUGAAAAAAAUAAUAUAUGCCUUAUGACAGCAUAUACACAAAGUUUUUGAUCGCAACAUGUAUGAGUUAUGUGAAUUCUUUCAUUAGUUUUAAAAUUUUAUUCAUUUUGAAGCCAUAACAAGAUUGCUUUUAAAAAGAGUUACUUAAAAUAUAUACAUAUUUAUUAUAACAAAUUGUUUUCACAAAAUAAAAAUGAUAAUAAACAGAUUGUCAUGUUUGAUUUUAACGAUCAUGAGUUUUUUGAAAGAGC